Molecule: messenger RNA, 718 nt
Organism: Panthera uncia (snow leopard)
Lineage: Eukaryota; Metazoa; Chordata; Mammalia; Carnivora; Felidae
Gene: S100G
Product: S100 calcium binding protein G
Exons: 2
Coding region: 89-328 (79 amino acids)
Cellular component (GO): cytoplasm
Molecular function (GO): transition metal ion binding; calcium ion binding
Source: RefSeq, a predicted model, not a curated record
GGCACUGAAGUGUUGGCAAUCAUCGGUAUAAAACUCCAGCUCAGCUUUCUGGUGAGCUCAUUCCUUUCCCGAUUUACAGGACACCAAAAUGAGUGCAAAAAAGUCUCCUGAAGAACUGAAGAGCAUUUUUGCAAAAUACGCAGCCAAAGAAGGUGAUCCAGACCAGCUGUCGAAGGAGGAGUUGAAGCUAUUGAUUCAGACUGAAUUCCCCAGUUUGCUGAAAGGCCCCAGCACCCUAGAUGACCUGUUUCAAGAACUGGACAAGAAUGGAGACGGAGAAGUUAGUUUUGAAGAAUUCCAGGUGUUAGUCAAGAAGAUAUCCCAGUGAAGGAAAAAAAACAAGACAAUGUAUCAUUCCAAAAGAAGAGCGCCUGGGAUGUGGCCCUAUUCUAUAUGGAAUCACUAAUGUCUCUGGUCAAUUCUUUGCAAUUAUAACGGUUUGGCUGUGAAGGCCAAUUACUGUUAAUAAAGAAAUUCUUACACAUGUCUCUCCUUGUCAAGUCCUGACCCCCAUGGCUUAAUAGAUUUGAAAUAACCUUAGUCUAAUGCAUAUAAUUAUAUAGAUUUUUUUUAAAGGCUGAGAAGAGUUCCACGAUCUUCACGAAGACUACAAACACGGCAUCGGAGGCUUGGAAAGAACUCUGACGUGCCAAACCAGGGCCCUUACUCCAGUCUUCCACCAGAAGGACCCUUUUCCUGCUCUCCCUCCCCAGCCACU